UACAUAUCCAACCGGUGUUACCAUGCGCGGCCCCUUUUCGAUGUACCAUCCGCGCAGCCGAUCUUAUGUACGAACCCAACCCAAUCAACGAAGCUAUUGCAUGAGACGAUUACCCUGGUGUAUCUCGAUUGCACUGCAGGUGUUCGCUGAUUGUCUGCAGCAUACACCAUAGGCCAGUGUGUGUACGUACAGAGCUCCUCCGUUCCGCACAGGGACCCAUGCGUCCCACGCCUAAACUGCAUUGAGUUGUCAGACCGCAACCCCGUUUCCCUCGCAUCUGCUAUGGACAAGUGGUUAUGAUCAAUGGACGGCUCAGCUGGUCUUUAAAUGGCGUCCCAUGACCGCGCACUAGCGUUCUUCCAGAUGAACUCUCUCGCGGCUUCACGUCAACAUUCUCGUUAUAUAACCUCGCUAGACCGAGAUGAAUACUUGGUGCCUCAUUUGAUCCCUCUCCCUGCAUGGCUUCCUCUCCAGACGCUCUUGAUCGCGAUCGUGAAGAGCGCGCUUUGACCAGGAAGAUCUUGUGGAAGCUCGACUGUCAUGUCCUGCCUCCUCUGGCGCUGCUCUGGCUCUGUAAUUUUAUAGAUCGAUCCAACGUUGGCAACGCGCGAAUUGCUGGCCUCGAGAAGAGCACUGGCCUGCAUGGAAAUCAGUUCAACAUCGUUCUCACCGGUGAGAAGCGUGGUUCUCCAUCUCCACCAGAGGCAAUGCACUCAUUGGCGCGCUGUAGUCUUCUACCUGACGUGAACAUCCCCGCGCAUUCCCGCCGCUUUUUUAACUCUCUCCGUAGCUACCUCGCCUCCGAAAUACCCUCGAACCUCAUCCUCAAGAGGAUGAAAGCCACGUAUUCCCGCCUGCCCCUGCGAUCUGCACCGGACGUUCACCUUUUGCAGCGAUGGCUCCCUCUGAUCGUCUUCUUGUGGGGCGCCGUGACAAUCAUGACCUGCUUUGUGCACAACUUUGGCGGACUGAUCGCCAUUCGCCUCGCUCUGGGGAUGUGCGAAGGCGCGUGGUUACUUCCAGGCAUGUGUCGGGAUAUUCUACGCGUCGGCUUCGCUUUCCGGGCCUUUGGAGGUCUGCUUGCGACUGGAAUCCUGUCUAUGGACGGCCUCGGCGGACUGGCCGGCUGGAAAUGGAUAUUCGUCAUCGAAGGUUUGGCCACUGUGGUCGUAAGCAUUAUCGCCGCCUACUUCAUGCCUGAGGGGAUCGCGACGGCAUCGUUUCUUACACCGGAAGAGAGAAGAUUUGCAUUAAACAGAUUCCACGGGGUCGUUUACGAGGCCCCUGUCGAGACGUCCGAGAAGGGCGAGACGUCGAUCACGGAAAAUGCCGGACCAUCUGAUGCUCCCGUAGUUCAUCUGACGGACGAGAAAUUCGAGUGGAGAGAGGUCGUGCGAGGUUUGACGGACUUCCAGACCUGGGUGACUGGUAUCGCCUACCUGGGGCUGAUCGUUUCGCUCUACUCGUUCUCACUAUUCCUGCCGACGAUUGUGGCCGGUCUGAACUACACCGGCAAAUCCGCCCAGCUGCACACCGUCCCGCCCUAUGUUCCUGCGACCGUUCUCACAGUGCUGGUCGCGUUUCUCAGUGAUCGACUGAAGUGGCGCGGGCCGUUUAUCCUGAUAUGUCUUCCUUUUGCUAUUACAGGAUACAUCCUCGCCAUUGCUGCGAAAACUAACGCUCAGCGUUACGGAGCCGUCUUCUUGAUCGCCGCGGGUGUAUAUCCGAGUGGACCUGCGAUCCUUUCCAUCCUACCGAAUAACAGCAGCGGCUACUACAAGCGCGCCACUACAACCGCCCUGCAGCUGGCGAUCGGAAAUGCCGGUGGAUUCAUCGCCACAAACAUCUACACGACUGACCAGGCCCCCAAGUACAUCAAAGGUCACAGCAUCGUCCUCGGAUUCCUCAUCCUCGCCUGGUUCAUGAUCGCCGUCCACGUGUACGUCGUCACGCACCUCCUCAGCUCAGCGCUGGACCGACUACUAACACCCCAGCAGACUGCACGUCUUCCGGGAGAACAGGCCAGAGCGCAGGGCCGGCGUCACGGUAAUAUCACUGCCUACAACGCCCUGCGCGAUGCGGGCUUGACCAGCGCCCCCAUCGGCGACAGGGACCCCGCAUUUCGCUUCACGCCAUGA
This is a messenger RNA of Mycena citricolor, 2138 nucleotides long. NCBI's taxonomy places the organism in Eukaryota, Fungi, Basidiomycota, Agaricomycetes, Agaricales, Mycenaceae. The record is from the annotation of a GenBank genome assembly.